Molecule: messenger RNA, 1598 nt
Organism: Phaeodactylum tricornutum CCAP 1055/1
Lineage: Eukaryota; Bacillariophyta; Bacillariophyceae; Surirellales; Neidiaceae
Exons: 1
Coding region: 45-1565 (506 amino acids)
Biological process (GO): signal transduction
Source: RefSeq, a predicted model, not a curated record
CUUUUUGGUUGACCAUCAUUUACGGCAUAAUAGCAAUAUUCACGAUGAGUCAAGCAAUGUCGGACAUAGAUUUGCCGGCCAGCGUUGUUGCUGACUCGAGCUUGAUCCACAGGGUUCUCCUUGCUGACCCUUCCGACUUUUCAAAACUGACGAUAUCCGGUCAGCCCGCAGACUUGGAAACCUUAUCCUUUACAAAUUUUGAUGAGUCUUUAGCUCGUGUUCGCACAAAUACUGGCAUUAAUGAUAUCAGUGUAAUGCUGAAAGCUGCCUUUCGCGAUCGCGUACUCGACGAAUCGGAACGAUCCCAACGAAAUUCGGCAGUUCAAGAAUUACUUAGCGACCUCCAUAAUCAUCUACGGGCGUUGGUACCCUCCCGAACCGACCUCCAUGGGCUCUUGCAAAAGGAGUCUAUUUUGCAAGCCCAAAGCCUGGCUGAUCUGAACGGGCUCGUUGUGCAAGCCGCACAAGCGCUUGUACAAUUAGAGUCUCCAGCUCGGAGUAUGAGCACGUUGGCGUGGCUAGAAACGGCCCAGUCUCCAUCGAAUCACGUUGACUUAUCUUUUGUGGUCACAUCGAUACUUUACUUGUUACAAAAGGCUGAGCAGUGUCAGACCGAUAAACAAAAUUUCUACCUGGGUCGCGUCUGGGCGCCGCGCAUUCACGAGCAUGGAGUGGCACUCAAACGGCGACAUUUUGAGCAGAGUCACGGGUCAUUGGUAGAACUAAACAAUGCCAAGGCCACGAAGUUGUGGAUUCAGGAAUUGUUCGCUGCUAUUCCGGACAGCGAAAGAAAAGGAUUGCUGGUCUCGCCGGAGGCGCGACAGGCUUUGGUCUUUCGUGGUUGGAUAGACGAGAUUGUUUUCCGUCCCGGCACACGGCCACCGCUGCAACUACCCGAAGUUCUGGACCACGAUCAAGAUGCCUUGCGGAGGAUCCGAUCCUUGACACGUUUAGCAGUAGCUGGGUCGGCCCUAGCAUUGCACGCAUGUACCGCGGCGAAGCAAUCUCCGGACGUACUCAAGCUCGCGACCGAGGACACUCCGUCUUUGGAGAGUCGUCGCGUCGCUUUAGUGCAGGCCAUCAGCGAACCUUUAAGCAAAACGCCCGGUCAGUAUCAAGAUGAAGUAUCGGUAGCCGUGAUCAAUCUUUCUCGAAAAUGGUCAAAUUCCAACAGUAUAGAUUCUGCUGCUGAAGAGACUCUCAGGGGUCGCACACGAGCAGUCUUGCAGGCCGAGGAUCCCGUCCUCCAAGUGUUGGAGCGGCGGAUGAAGACAUGCUUUAGUGAAACCGUCACGUGGCCUCCAGAAUCGUUACAAAGCAUGCCGAAUGUACUUCAAAGUGGCGAAGUUCUGUUGCAUCAAAAGAAUCCUGCGAUGAUCGAUCAGGGAAAAGCAUUAUUUCUAGAGAGAGCCAAGAGCAUCUUUCGGCAUAACGGUUUAGCGUUUUAUGCCUCAGAUCUGUCCGAAUCGGCUUUGUUGGCUCGCAAAAUAAUUCACUUGGCAUGGAGGGUAUUUGGGGACGCUUUGUUAGAUCGAUUGAUUCUUCAAGAGUGCAGUGGAACGUAAAGGUACUUAUUUAGACUUCUUUAUUAACUAUGU